Molecule: messenger RNA, 1464 nt
Organism: Pedinophyceae sp. YPF-701
Lineage: Eukaryota; Viridiplantae; Chlorophyta; Pedinophyceae
Source: the annotation of a GenBank genome assembly
AUGCCGUGGGACGCGUUCGUGGAGCACGCGCGGCGGGAGCUCGGCGACGGCAUCCAGCUGGCGCGCCACCCCGCACUGGACCACGUGCUCACAGCGCAGGGCCUGCGACGGUCGCGCGCAGCCGCGCUCACGGAAGCCAACCGCCUCGCUGCCGACGCCGCGGCCGGCCGCACAGGGGGCGUGAAGGAGGUCAUCGUCGGGCGCAAGUGCGCGGAGGCGGUCCUCAAGGGCGCGGAGGCUUACGUCCCCGGGGUCCUGGCGUGUUCUACCUUCAUCGAGCGCGGAGACCCGGUGGUGGUGCUCGCAGCGAUCGAGGACCCCGCGACGGGCAAGUGGCCCACCACGCGCGGCUCCACGAUGCCGCCGUUCCGCGGGGGGGUCUCCGAGGACUCCCCCCCGCGCGACGGCGACGCUGCGCCCGGCCUGACGGGGCUCGAGCCGUGGGUCGCGGAGGCGCGCCGGACGCUGUGCGUCGGCGUCGGCGUCGCGGAGCAGGGCCGCGUCGAGAUGUUCCGGUCCGGGAGCGGCGUCGCGGUGCGGCUGACGCACCGCUUGUUCGACAUGCGGUCUCUCAGUGGCGUGCUGAGCGGGCUGAUGGUCGCGCAGUCGCUGCCGAGCAUCGCUGCGGCCGCGGCGCUCGGCGCGCGGCCGGGGGAGACCGUGCUGGACAUGUGCGCGGCGCCCGGCGGCAAGACGACCGCGCUGGCGGAGGCGAUGGGCAACAUGGGGGUGUUGUAUGCACUGGAUCGGUCGCACGGCAAGGUGGAGGGGGUGCGCGCGCUGUGCGCGGAGCUGGGCAUCACGAUGGUGCGCGCGCUGCGCAUGGACGCGCGGCGCGCGCUGCGGCGCCCCGGAGAGACCCCCCCCGGGGAGUCGAAGAGGAAAAAUAAACAGAGAAAGAAGAAUAAGAAUGGACGCGGAGAAGAGGAGGACGCGGCGGAGCGGGACGAAUACGCGGACGGGUUCCCGCCGGAGCACUUCGACCGCAUCCUCGUGGACGCGCCGUGCUCCGCGAUCGGCCUCCGGCCCCGUCUCCUACAGCCGGCGGACGCGGCGGAGCUGCUGCGUGCGGCGGAGUACCAGCGGCACUUCCUGGAGCAGGCCGUGCAGCUCCUGAGGCCCGGCGGCGUCAUGGUGUUCUCCACGUGCACGAUCAACCCUCUGGAGAACGAGGGCAACGUGCGUUGGGUCCUAGACAGGCAUGCGUGUUUGCGGCUGGACGACGUGCCGCUGUGCGCGAGCCUGGGCGGGCCGGGCGUCACGCACGGGCCGCGCACGACCGAGGACGGGCAGGCGGUCGUGCCUGGCGAGCGCGUGCGGCUGCUGACCGACGCAGAGGCCAUGAAGGUGCGUAGAUUCACACCGAACGUGGAGGAGGCGGGGAGAGUCGAGGAGGGGGGUGUGCGGCGCGCGGUGCCCGGGUUCUUCAUUGCGCGUUUCGUGAAGGAGCGCGGCGGGGGCUGA